AUGGCCCCGGCCCCCGGCCCGCAGCGGCUAGAAGAAAAACCCGAGGACCGCGGAGCAGCCGCCUCAGGUGUGGAAAAGGCGAAGCGACGCGGGCGACCGAAGACUCAGCCACGGCAACGCGGUCACCGCGCCUGCGCCGCGCACCCCUAUCACGUGAUUGACGCCCCGCCCCCGCCCUCUGGGAGGCUAAUGACCUGCAUCGAGGCCCCGGAGGAGCCAGCCCCGCGGCAGCUCCAGCCUGUCCCUGCUGCAGCCACCGCCACCAAUGCCGCAGACCCUGCUGGCUAUCACCAUGGCUCGCUGGAGGGCGACCUGGAGUGCCUCGUGUGUCGGGAGCCCUACACCUUCACCCGGCUGCCCAAGCUGCUGGGCUGCCAGCACACCUUCUGUGUCGUCUGCCUGAAGCUCCUGCUGUGCGUGCGUGACAACAUCUGGUCCAUCACCUGCCCCCUGUGCCGGAAGGUCACCGCCGUCCCCGGGGGCCUCAUCUGCAGCCUGCGCAACCAGGAGGCAGCCAUGGGUCACCUGGCCCGGCCCAGCCCGGAGGUGCGGCUCUGUCCACAGGGGCUGGAAGAUCCCGUCACCUCGGCAGCAGGGCACCUGGGCUCAGCGGGAGAGGAUGGGCAGGACUGGGUGAGUGCCAACCACGCAGCUGCCCGGCGCUUGGCAGCACAUCUACUCCUGCUGGUUCUGCUCAUAUUCCUCAUCCUCCCCUUCGUCUACCCGGGUGUCGUCCGGUGGGUGCUUGCCUUCAUCAUCAGCCUGGCCCUGCUUAUGUCCACCCUCUUCUGCUGCCACCCCAGCAGCCAGGGCAGAUGCCAGCUCUCCCCCAGGACUCUCUUCUGCAGAAAGCAGACACACAGCCAGAUCUCUUCCAUUGCCUGAGUGCCUUCAAAUGGGGCAGCCCCUGCAGGACCUCGGGGGCCCCUGGGGCCCCCAACACUUUCACAGUGACUGGGGUAAGGGGCUAUGAACAACAUCCCUUGGGAGAUGAAAGGCCAGCUGAGCUUGCAAGCCAAAGUGAGAAUGGCUGUCUUGGGUCAGGAAUGGUGUAUUUGGACAACAGGGUUUACAACUGCUCGCGAUAGAGCACGGCUCAACUGUUUGGGGGGCAGGGGGAGGAGGCACAAAUGACUCCAACACUACAAGGGUCUCCUGCUCUUCUCAUUACAGUGCUCGUGGUUUUUCUUUGUGACUUGAUGAAAGUAUUGCAACCUUGACCAUAUUG
Choloepus didactylus (southern two-toed sloth) is the source of this 1228-nucleotide messenger RNA. It is a transcript of the gene RNF186, whose product is annotated as ring finger protein 186. The record is from RefSeq and is a predicted model, not a curated record. The transcript has 2 exons. NCBI's taxonomy places the organism in Eukaryota, Metazoa, Chordata, Mammalia, Pilosa, Megalonychidae. Gene Ontology annotation, biological process: protein autoubiquitination; proteasome-mediated ubiquitin-dependent protein catabolic process; protein localization to mitochondrion. Gene Ontology annotation, molecular function: ubiquitin protein ligase activity. Gene Ontology annotation, cellular component: endoplasmic reticulum membrane. Bases 1 to 885 code for a protein of 294 amino acids.